Messenger RNA from Papaver somniferum (opium poppy), 2871 nucleotides. Its product is annotated as cation/H(+) antiporter 15-like. The record is from RefSeq and is a predicted model, not a curated record. Gene Ontology annotation, biological process: regulation of pH; proton transmembrane transport. The transcript is spliced from 3 exons. NCBI's taxonomy places the organism in Eukaryota, Viridiplantae, Streptophyta, Magnoliopsida, Ranunculales, Papaveraceae. Gene Ontology annotation, cellular component: endomembrane system; membrane. The coding region runs from base 288 to 2702 and encodes 804 amino acids. Gene Ontology annotation, molecular function: antiporter activity.
GAUAAUAGCCAAAUAUGUUCCUCUUCCAUUGGAGGUGGAAGCAAAUCCUGAAAUACCUCCCUCCCUAAGAAAAGGGUCGUGUGUGGUAAAAAAGAAAAAACUACCUACAAUCCACAAGAUAUACAGUUUCUCUUUUUCACAAGUUUUUCUUCUUUGCAAUCUAACUAAUCUUACAUUUCAAUCUUUACGUACAUAGAGAGAGAGAGAGUGUGUGAUUUACUACAACUUAUCAAUAUUCUGGUUAAUUAAAUAUCAUGUGAUCAGACAUACACAGUAGAUUAUAGAAAAUGAAGAUUGCGAGGCUAGUGGUCGAUUACCACAAUGGGACAAUUUUUUAUUGCGGUGGGGGUGUAUAUGAUGGAAUUUCAAGUAUUUGGAAUGAAGACGAUUCUCCGUUUGAUUAUCUAUAUCCUGUUUUCUCCUUGCAGAUAGUUAUUGCUUCAUUUUUUACAUCAUUCAUGAAGUGGUUGUUAGAACCUCUUGGUCAGACUUCUUUAACCUCCCACAUGAUAGGUGGGAUAAUGGCUGGUCCUUCUUGUUUUGGGCGCACCGACCUGUUCAGUACCAAACUAUUCCUUCCCAAUUCAAUGUAUAUGUUUGAUAACUGUCAGUACUUUGGUUCCAUGUUCUUUCUAUUCCUAAUAGGAGUGAAGACAGACUUGCACAUGCUUACAAGAUCAGGAAAGAAGGCAUGGUUCAUUGGUUUUUGUGUCUUCAUAGUUCCUUUAUUCUUUAACUUAUCAGCCUCUCAGUUGCUAGAUAAAAGCAUCAAACUGGACAACAAACUUGCUGACUACAUCCACAACUUUGCAGCUAUGAUGUCUCUAAGCUCGUUCCACGUCAUCGCUUGUUUCUUAGAUGAUUUGCAGCUCCUUAGUUCAGAACUUGGGCGCUUGGCAAUGUCGGCAUCGAUGAUUAGUGGAAUACUUAGCUGGUGCUUAGCUUUCGUGUGUUUUACAAUUAUAACAAGCCUCGAAGCCAAGAGACCACAUGCACUUAUGCUGAUCAUUUUGGCUUGUUGCGCUAUGUUUUUAUGCAUUAUAUUCGUUUUGCGACCGAUAAUGUUUUGGAUAAUCAGGAAUACACCUAAUGACAAAAACGUCAAAGAAGUGUACGUGUUUUCCAUAUUUGUGAUGGUUUUGCUAAGUUCUUUAUGCGGGGAGGUUAUAGGGUCGCAUUUCUUGCUCGGACCCAUGGUCCUAGGUAUGGCGGUACCUGCAGGACCACCCUUAGGAGCUGCGAUUGAAGAGAAACUUGAAUUUUUCGUUAAAUAUAUACUCCUACCAACCUUUGUGGUCGCCUGCGGAUUUCGGGUGAACAUUUUUGAAGUGAAUUUGGACGAUUUUAUAAUAUUGGAGCUCAUUGUUGUAGUCAGUUUUAUAGGAAAGCUUUUGGGAACAAUGCUGCCGGCUCUGUACUGCAGAAUGCCUUAUCAAGAUGCCUUCUUGCUAGGGCUAAUCAUGAACGUCCAAGGAAUAUUAGAUCUCAUGUUCUGGGCCUGUGCGUUAGGUCUUGGGCUUAUUACUGAUACUCUUUACACUAUUCUGGUUUUGUCAAUGCUAAUUGUAACCGGAACAAUUUCGCCCACGGUAAAAUUUCUGUACAACCCUUCAAGGAGAUACAUUACCUACAAAAGAAGAAGUAUUCAGAAUUGUAAACGGAAUGUAGAAUUUCGAAUUCUUGCAUGUAUCUACCACGACGAAAAUGUCCCAACCAUCCUCGAUGUCCUUGGAGCUUCUCAUCCAACAGCAUAUAGUCCUAUCUGCAUUUAUGUGCUUCAUUUAAUACAGCUUCAAGGCCGAGCUUCGCCUCUACUCGUUGCUCACAAGAGUCGCAAAAUUAGUUCACAAUUCAACUCAUCUUCACACAUCAUCAAUGCCUUCAAAUCGUAUGAAAAACAAGGCAGGGGAACAAUUUCGGUAAAUUCCUUCACAGCAAUCUCGCCGUACACUACGAUGCAUGACGACAUUUGCUCAAUUGCGUCAGAAAGAAGAGCGUCCCUGAUAAUCUUACCCUUCCAUCACAAUCCAGCUUUCAGUAGUUCGUUACAUUUGCCAACGUCGAUUCGAAAAGUGAACCAAAACGUUCUUAAGAGGGCACCUUGCUCCGUUGGUCUCCUAGUGGAUCGAGGACAUCCGCAAAGAACACAAGUAUCUUGUAAUAUUACGGAUAAAACAAAACCUGCAUAUCGUGUUGCAGUAAUCUUCUUGGGUGGUGCAGAUGACAGAGAAGCACUAUCUUAUGGCGCUCGCAUGGGAGAGGACAAUAACGUGAAACUAACUCUAUUCAGGUUCUCUUAUAAUAACCAGGAUGAGAAAUCCAAUAAUCCGACGUACCAUGAUCCUAACUACUCAUUGGAUAAUGAUUGCAUCGAAAAUUUUCGAAGAUAUAAUGAAGGUCUUGAAAACGUAGUGUAUAGAGAACAAGAAGUGAAAGACAGUGUGGAGAUUGUCACAGUGAUCACAUCCAUCGAAUACACAUUCGACCUUUUAAUAGUAGGUAAAGACCAUGACGGAAGCUCGUCGGAACUACUUCGAGCUCUUGAGGAGUGGAAUGAGUUUCCAGAGUUAGGAGUUAUAGGGGACAUGCUUUCUUCACCUGACUCACGUUGUAAUGGAUCAAUAUUGGUGGUUCAGCAGCAACCCACCAGUGAUUUAAUCCUUGAUAGUCCUACUAAAUAUCAUUUUGGUGAAUUAGCGUAGAAGUUGUGUAUAGCUAUUUAAUUAAUUAACUAAUAUUGCUAAUUGCUUUUGGUAAAAUCUUAUGUUUCUUUUAGUUUACUAUAUAAAGUUGGUAGAUCAAAAAUAGGUAAGUUGUAAUGAGCAACUCUUCCUUCUAAUUGAUCAUUUUGAUUUUGAUCAUAAUGAACAA